Molecule: messenger RNA, 675 nt
Organism: Miscanthus lutarioriparius
Lineage: Eukaryota; Viridiplantae; Streptophyta; Magnoliopsida; Poales; Poaceae
Source: the annotation of a GenBank genome assembly
AUGGCUUCGCAGGCGAUGCUGCAGGUGUUCGGCCAGCCGGCGUCGACGGACGUGGCGAGGGUCAUGGUGUGCCUCCUGGAGCGGCAGCUCGAUUUCGAGCUGGAUCCCAGCGGCCAUCAGGUGACGCUCACGCACGGCAACGUCACCCUCGGCGAUUCCAGGGACAUAUGCCGGUACGUGUGCACCGAGUUCCCGCGGUGGUGCACCAGGGACCUGUACGGCGCGGGCGCGCUGGAGCGCGCGUCCAUCGAGCAGUGGCUGCAGGCCGAGGCGCAGAGCUUCGACGCGCCGAGCUCGGCGCUGGCGUUAUUCCACCUCGCCGUGGGCGGCGCGCCCGCGCCUGCGCCCUACGUCAGCGGCGACGAGGCCGCGGCGGUGGAGAGCGAGCGGCAGCUGGUGCGCGUGCUGGACGUGUACGACGGCGCGCUCGGCCGGAGCGCGUACCUCGCGGGCGACGACUUCACGCUGGCGGACCUGUCCCACCUCCCGAACGCGCACUACCUCGCGUGCUCCGCGAGGGGCCGGGCGCUGCUGGCGUCCAGGGCGAACGUGGCGCGCUGGUACGCGGCCAUCUCGUCGCGCCCGGCGUGGAGGCAGGUGGUCGCGGUGCAGGCCCGGACCGCGCACUACCCUGUCGCGUUCCACCCGUCAGCGUCAGGCCACGGCGCCGUUUGA